CAAUCCGUAAAACGUAAACAAACCAACAUGCAGAAGACAUCGUUCAUUGAUUGGAAAUAAUUUAACUUCUGCGGUGCGGGUGCGAAGUGAACGUGUCCGAGUGCAUCGAUCGUCGAUCGUAAUCGCCUAUCAAAUAAAAGUGCACUCGAUCGAAUCUCUACAGGUGCUUUUAACCGCAAAAGAGAGCAGAGAAGAUGAUGCAGUCGAACGAUCAAGACGGAGUUUUGAACGACCCCAACCAGUGGAAGCUCGAGGCUCGAGCCGUCAUAAACGACGUGCGAGAUCACGUGCGCGAACUGCGAGUCUGCGAGGCCCCGGACAUCCAAAACUCCAACAGUAAGAUCCAUCUGAACUUGACGACGCUCGAGGGCAGCGAGCUGUGCAUCCGAUUGACCACGGCCGGUUUCAGCGUCGUCGGCGAUCGGCACGACUGCGUCAACGGCGAGCAGGAGGUGGGUCAGUGCUACGAGACGAUCUACGCACUGCUGUCGGCCAUCAGUCCCAGCUACACCCAGUCCUUUGGAAAUAGUCUGCUGGAUAAGUUGCAGCGGGUAGCGGAUAAUCAGUAAUAUUUAAAGACUUGAGAAUUUUUCUUCGAUAGCGUCGCUGUGAUGUAAUUGUUAAUGAUUAAUAAACUAAU
This is a messenger RNA of Trichogramma pretiosum, 640 nucleotides long. Its product is annotated as GSK3-beta interaction protein. Gene Ontology annotation, biological process: regulation of canonical Wnt signaling pathway. The record is from RefSeq and is a predicted model, not a curated record. NCBI's taxonomy places the organism in Eukaryota, Metazoa, Arthropoda, Insecta, Hymenoptera, Trichogrammatidae. Gene Ontology annotation, cellular component: cytoplasm. The coding region runs from base 195 to 569 and encodes 124 amino acids. The transcript has a single exon. Gene Ontology annotation, molecular function: kinase regulator activity; protein kinase A binding.